CGGAAAAUCUCAAAACGAGGAUUUUUUCCCGAGGUCCAGAACGAAGGUCGGGCGUGAACUCGAUUGUUUUCCUCCUCCUUCGGAGGGCAUCGUCCUCCCGUUCGAGAUCCUCCAAUCUUGGAAGGAUGUAAAUGGUAAGGCGAAAGGUGGAGGAUUCGAAGAAGAAGCAGAAGAAGAAGACGAAGAAGAAUAAUAUAAAAGCAUCAAGGAAGAAUUUACAAGACUCGAAGAAUUCGGUUUUGAGGAAGCUUGGAUCGAGGCAAGGGUUGAGAAGAUCUCGCGAUAUCUUGGAACCUUGUGUCGUUGUGCUUUUCGUGUCGAUCCACGAUUGCAACCAUGGCGGAGAAGAUGUACUACUGGGGAGAGCAAAAGGAUCAAGUGGAUCCGGAUCAGACUUUCAUAGAGUUCAAGGCCAAGUCGGUGGGCUCGAGCAGGGGGAGAGAAACGUCUCACGCCGCUGCUAAAAUGACGGUGUCCACGUCGCAGGGCAGGGCGACGGAAGUCGGGAAUCGUGAAGAGGACACGGAACGAGGGGGAUGGGAUAACAAGUUGGAUUUCCUGUUCUCGUGUAUCAGCGUCUCGGUGGGGCUUGGAAACGUGUGGAGGUUUCCGUAUUUGUGCUACAAGAACGGGGGAGGCGCUUUCCUCAUCACUUAUGGAAUUGCUAUGGUGUUCUGUGGUAUUCCAAUAUUCUUCCAAGAAGUGGCAAUCGGCCAAUACCUUGGAGCUGGAGGAAUGACUUUGGUGGGACAAUUGUGUCCUUUGUUGCAAGGGGUUGGAUACGCCACUAUGACGAUCGUAUUCUUCCUAGACGUUUAUUACUGCAUCAUCAUCGCCUGGACGCUCUUCUAUCUUAUAAGCACUUUCGUCAAUAUACCUAACGUACCUUGGAAGGGUUGCGGAAAUUGGUGGAAUACCGAGGAUUGCUUCGACGGCCUCGAAAAGAUCGAGGAAACGACAGAUCUUGUUAAUUCGAAUAACACGAAUUCCACGUACAACAACGACAACGUCACUCUUCUUCAUCACGCUACACCGGUCGAGGAAUAUUGGGAGAUCGGAGGGAUCCAAUGGGAACUGUUAGGCUGUCUGGUCAUCGGCUGGCUCCUCGUAUAUUUCAUCAUCCGGCGUGGUCUCCACCAGAGUGGUAAAAUUAUUUGGUUUUCAGCUUUGUUCCCCUACGUGGUGCUUUUUAUUCUUUUGGGAAGAGCGGUGACGUUGGAGGGCAGCUACAACGGCUUGCUGUACUACGUCACGCCGAGGUGGGAGGAAUUAUUGUCGCCUGGCCCAUGGAUCGACGGGGCCACGCAAAUUUUCUUCGCCUACAGCAUCGGGACUGGAGCUCUGCCCGCUCUCGGAUCGUACAACAAGUUCCAUCACAAUUGCUACAAAGACGCAUUGAUCACGUGUGUGGUGAACACGUUAACCUGUCUACUGGCCGGUUGCGUCACUUUCUCCAUCCUGGGCCACAUCGCGUUGGAACAGGGAACAGAAGUGGCCAAGGUGGUUAAAAGCGGCCCAGGCCUCGUGUUUCUCACUUAUCCAGAGGUGGUCCUCAAGCUUCCCGGCGCCUCCAUGUGGGCCAUCAUCUUCUUCGUGAUGCUCCUCAUACUCGGGAUCGACAGUGAAUUCUGUAUCGUGGAAUCGUUCAUCACAGGGGUUGUCGACAAUUGGCCCGACCUCUUACGCCCCCACAGGAACAAGUUCACCAUUGCCAUUUGCUGUCUCAUGUUCCUUUUGGGCCUUCCCAUGGUGACCAACGGUGGCGUUUACAUAUUCCAAUUAAUGGAUUUCUACUCGGCGAGCGGAAUGUCGAUUCUCUGGGUCUGUUUCUUCCAAACGAUAGCUAUAUCUUGGAUAUUUGGAGCGAAAAAAUUCUGCGAUUGCAUACAUCAGAUGAUGGGUAUACGAUUGAAUAACUUCUGGUAUAUUUGCUGGGUCGUGUUUGCACCAGUGAUCAUGGCUUUCAUCUUCGUGUUCCAAUGCGUUCAAUACAAACCUCUGAGAUAUGGAAACAAUUACGAAUAUCCGACGUGGGCGGAGGUGAUAGGCGUUUGUCUCAGUUUGUCAUCCAUGAUCUGGAUCCCUGUUUACGCUAUAUAUUACGUGGUCGUUACACCAGGAUCCAUAAAAGAGAAUAUUAUGAAAGGUUUGAAACCGAACAUAAAAUCACAUCCAAAAUUACCGAAGGGGGAGAAAUCGGCAGUGAUACCAAUGUCGGAGAGCAGCGCGGGAUUGAUCACGAAGAACAACAGUUUCCUAAGUCAAACAUGAUCGCCGUAAAAAUGGCUUCCUUAUUUCUUAUUAGGUUGUAAUUAACGUAAGUGUAGUAUUUUCAACGAGAUUUAUUAAUCGAAGUAUUAAUAAAUCGGACAGAGUUGCUCGAUUCAUUAGGAAUUCGUUUCUUUUGAUUUCGAUAAAAUUAAAAUUCAAAGAAAAUCGAAUCAAUUUCUUCGAAGCAAAAAAAUAUAUUUCAACCGUAAAAGUUCUUUUUGAUCGACAAUACUUUCGAGAUGAAUCAAAAUAAAGAAGAAGAAAAAUAACAAGUUGUAUGAAUAUAUAAUGAAAUUCGAGCAAUUACUGUGCGAAUAAAAAAAUACUCGUUCCUUCUAUAUUAAACGAUGGUACCAC
Messenger RNA from Apis dorsata (giant honeybee), 2628 nucleotides. RefSeq names its product sodium- and chloride-dependent GABA transporter 1-like. NCBI's taxonomy places the organism in Eukaryota, Metazoa, Arthropoda, Insecta, Hymenoptera, Apidae. The record is from RefSeq and is a predicted model, not a curated record. Gene Ontology annotation, biological process: sodium ion transmembrane transport. Bases 337 to 2271 code for a protein of 644 amino acids. The transcript is spliced from 11 exons. Gene Ontology annotation, cellular component: membrane.